This is a messenger RNA of Daucus carota subsp. sativus, 876 nucleotides long. RefSeq names its product RNA polymerase II C-terminal domain phosphatase-like 4. The coding region runs from base 1 to 876 and encodes 291 amino acids. Gene Ontology annotation, molecular function: RNA polymerase II CTD heptapeptide repeat phosphatase activity. The transcript has a single exon. Lineage: Eukaryota; Viridiplantae; Streptophyta; Magnoliopsida; Apiales; Apiaceae. Gene Ontology annotation, cellular component: nucleus. The record is from RefSeq and is a predicted model, not a curated record.
AUGAGGGUUUUGAGGUUUAAGUUUCGAGGAGAAGAAAUCAGUUCGGUUGCGAAACAAACAAUUGCAUUCAACUAUUUGCUGGAAGGGCUAAAGAUGGAGGUGGAUCAAGUCGAGAGUAUCAAGAAAAUUGAGUUGCUUAAGUUACGAAGUCUAAGGAAGCUCUGUUUAGUCUUGGAUUUGGAUCAUACUCUUCUGCACACUAAGAAUCUUGCGAAGCUUUCACCCGAGCACAAAUCAGAGAUUAGUCUUUAUCGGGGUGAUGAUAUGUUUACAUGGAAGUUGCCUGGAGAGCCGAUGGUGACUAAGUUGAGGCCUUUUGUUCGACGCUUCUUGCAAGAGGCGAGUGAGAUGUUCCAGCUGUAUGUGUACACUAUGGGGUCACGCGAGUAUGCUCUGCAUAUUGUUGAGGAGUUUCUUGACCCUCAAGGCAUCUAUUUUGGCAAGAGGGUGAUUACGAGGGAGGAUUGUACUGUUAAGGGAGAGAAGGGGCUGGAUGUCGUGCCUAUUGAUCCGAGCAUUGUUCUUGUUUUGGAUGAUACCGAGAGGGUGUGGAAGAGGAAUUCGAAGAAUUUGAUUUUGAUUGACAGGUAUAAGUAUUUUGUGAAAGGGGGAAGAGAUGAAAGUGAGGAAGCAGGGGGUUUGAGGUUUGCGCUUAAAGUGCUUAAGAAGCUGCACUAUGUUUAUUUUGAGUGGUAUGAUCGUUGUAAGGAAGGCGAUGUGAGGGAGCUGGUGCAGAAUCAUUGGGAGGAUUCUAUCAGUGAUGAGGGGCAGCAGGAAGUUGGGACGGAGACUUGUUCAUCUGCUAUGGGAUUUUGGAAGCUUUCAAGGGUAGAGGAAGAAUGUUCAAGGGUUACUAAAAGGCAGAGGAUAUGCUAG